Molecule: messenger RNA, 780 nt
Organism: Guillardia theta CCMP2712
Lineage: Eukaryota; Cryptophyceae; Pyrenomonadales; Geminigeraceae
Exons: 1
Coding region: 1-780 (259 amino acids)
Source: RefSeq, a predicted model, not a curated record
AUGCUUCCUCGCUCUUCAGCGCGUUCCCUGAGCGUCUACCUGGCUGUCUUUGUCCUCUCCUGCUCCCAUGUCCUUACCGCGAACGAUGACGAUGCGGAUGGAGGCGGAAAGGUCAAGCUCAAGUUCUCGUAUCCUCGAAGGGUACCGAGAGUUUCUAUGUCAACAAUCAACAGCAUGAACAAGCUCAUGCCGCCCAAGCCAGCGAGUUGGCCGACCGCGUUCAGCAUCAAGUUCAGAACAAACAUUACCCAGGGCUCAACCAAACAGCAGAGGGAGGGACUUUUGUGGUAUGAUGCGAGCCAAGGUCAAAGGAUUUUUCACCAGAGAGGAAGUUCUGAGUGUGUACAAUAUUACAAGACGAAGGAAAACUGCUCGCUGGUAUUCAACUCAGAAGGAAUGUACGCUCUGGUGUCAAGCUCCUCCUCCUCGUCGUCGUCGUGCUGCCUGGACCUACCCAACUUCCAUGCGCCGAGGCCCAACUGGACACAAACGAAGCACACCUUUAUCGAGACUAAGAAGAUCAAUGGCAGGAUGUGCCAUGGAUUUCGCUAUGCCGAAACUUCGUUUUCGCGCAGCCAUGCUGCUAAAGGACAUGUGUACUGGCAGGAUGUCAAGACGGGGCUGCCUUGCGCAUUCAUGUUUGACGAUUCAGACUUUGAUUGGUACUUUGACGUUACCUCGGUCUUGUACGGACCGCAGGACGCAAAGCUCUUUGCUGUGUCUGCAGAGUGCAUCUCUCAAAAAUGUUCCACAGACGCGUCCCGGUCCUCUGUCGCCUAG